UUUAGUGCGCUUCGGCGGCCCCGCGGUUCCUGCCUAACAGCCCUGGACUGAGUCUUCCCGAGUCAGGGACCCUCCGCUGGUGCCCUAAGGAGUGGACACCUGCCACUGUGUCUCCCUAGGAGGGGUCGUGGCUCCGCCGGCUCCUCACACCCGCACAGAAGCCACAGAGCUUCACGAUCCCGUUUUGCCCUCCUUUGCAACUCCAGAACCUUCCGACCUCCGCUAGUUCCCACUGGCCCCUGUUCCUUGCCCAUCCCGCGCUCAAAGGGGGGCAUCUCACCACCCCCUACAGCCUGGACCUGGCCAGAUGCCUAAGGGGCCCCUUCCUGAUCACCCCUCUCUCCUCUCACUGUCUGUCCUCUUGGAGGCCUCUCUUAACCAGGGGCCAGUGGGUACCCCCUUCCUCCAGGAUGUGAGCCCCUUUAACCUGUAAUGCUGUGGCUGACCCUUGGCCCCUUCCAUGCCAUGGAGAACCAGGUGCUGGUGAUUCGCAUCAAGAUUCCAAAUAGUGGCGCGGUGGACUGGACGGUGCACUCCGGGCCGCAGUUACUCUUCAGGGAUGUGCUGGAUGUGAUAGGCCAGGUUCUGCCUGAAGCAACAACCACAGCAUUUGAAUAUGAAGAUGAAGAUGGUGAUAGAAUUACAGUGAGAAGUGAUGAAGAAAUGAAGGCAAUGCUGUCAUAUUAUUAUUCCACAGUAAUGGAACAGCAAGUAAAUGGACAGUUAAUAGAGCCUCUGCAGAUAUUUCCAAGAGCCUGCAAGCCUCCUGGGGAACGGAACAUACAUGGCCUGAAGGUGAAUACCCGGGCUGGACCCUCUCAACACAGCAGCCCAGUAGUCUCGGAUUCUCUUCCCAGCAAUAGUUUAAAGAAGUCAUCUGCUGAACUGAAAAAAAUAUUAGCCAAUGGCCAGAUGAAUGAACAAGACAUACGAUACCGAGACACCCUUGGUCACGGCAACGGAGGCACAGUCUACAAAGCAUAUCAUGUCCCAAGUGGCAAGAUAUUAGCUGUAAAGGUCAUACUGUUAGAUAUUACACUGGAACUUCAGAAGCAAAUUAUGUCUGAAUUGGAAAUUCUUUAUAAGUGUGAUUCGUCAUAUAUCAUAGGGUUUUAUGGUGCAUUUUUUGUAGAAAACAGGAUUUCAAUAUGUACAGAAUUCAUGGAUGGGGGCUCUUUGGAUGUAUACAGAAAAAUUCCAGAGCAUGUCCUUGGAAGAAUUGCAGUAGCAGUUGUUAAAGGCCUUACCUAUUUGUGGAGUUUAAAGAUUUUACAUAGAGAUGUGAAGCCCUCCAAUAUGCUAGUAAACACAAGAGGACAGGUCAAGCUGUGUGAUUUUGGAGUUAGCACUCAGCUGGUGAAUUCUAUAGCCAAGACGUAUGUUGGAACAAAUGCUUAUAUGGCGCCUGAAAGAAUUUCAGGGGAGCAAUAUGGAAUCCAUUCUGAUGUCUGGAGCUUAGGAAUCUCUUUCAUGGAGCUUGCUCUUGGGAGGUUUCCAUAUCCUCAGAUUCAGAAAAACCAGGGAUCUUUAAUGCCUCUCCAGCUUCUGCAGUGCAUUGUUGAUGAGGAUUCGCCUGUCCUUCCGGUUGGAGAGUUCUCCGAGCCAUUUGUACAUUUCAUCACUCAGUGCAUGCGAAAACAGCCAAAAGAAAGACCUGCACCUGAAGAAUUGAUGGGCCACCCGUUCAUCGUGCAGUUCAACGACGGAAACGGCGCUGUGGUGUCCAUGUGGGUGUGCAGGGCGCUGGAGGAGAGGCGGAGCCAGCAGGCGCCCCCGUGAGCCUGCCAUGGGGCGCUAAAAGCCCAGACUGGUCACCAAGGGGACGACCUGCCUGCGGCACCCCCUCUCCAUUUACUGUCUACACCAGAAGAGCUUUGCUGUGCCUCGGCCCCCCUGCUCUCACCUUAGACUCUGUCUGAAGAUGGCCUGGCCUGGGGCGCCCUCCGAGGUGACCAGCCCUGCCAGGGCAAGCACUUCCCUCCGGUCUGGACGCACUGACUGGUGGGGUCGGGGUGUGUGGCGUGUGGGACAUAAGAACCAUGCCUCCUUUGCCCCCGUUCUUCCUUUCUCCUAACAUACACCUUUGUAAAAGGUCAGGCCCCAUCAGCGUCACUGAUGGGAAUAAAAGUGUCAGUGCUUUGUAACUGCCUCCCCCAUGAGGGGUGCCCUAUGCAGGGAGUCUGCUACCCACUCAGGGUUGGGGGCUGGGGCUCCGUUUCAGUGCCACCCCUGUGCCUGGAGCUGCCCAUCCCCAGGCACCUGUAAUCAAGCACCCUGAACCAAGCCCCAUGGCAGAAGUGGCCGGGCCAGCAUCAGCGCUGGGCGCUCAGGACCCCACUCAGUGAUCCAACCUGGGUGGUGGGGAAGGAGGGCAGGAGACAGAGAGCUGGGAAGAGAACCCAGUGGUUUUGAGACCCUACUACCACCUCCCCCAGGCCUCCACCCCAAGGGUAGGGGGUGCAGCCCUUGACCCCAUACUCAGAGAACCUCUCUCACCUCUGGCCAUGCAUAGCCACCCUCUCAGGUAAUCCUCUCAAACACCCACCACGUAAGUGUGGUUACCCCCAUCUGACAGGCCGGGAACGCAGGCUCAAGAGACUCGGGCCUCCAUGUGGAGAUCUGAGUGGCAUCUGGACAUAUCGAAGAGUAGACUCCCAAGGCCACACAUAGUUCAGAACCUUCUCUAUCACGUUUCCCUCUCCAUGAUGGUGCCUCCUCCGCCCACCACCACCAGUGCCCAAACUCAAAUGCUGGGACCCAAUUUUGACUUUCUCUUUCACGCCGCUUACCUCCCCCACCUGGAAGUCCUGUCGUCUUUGCCUUCAAAAUGUAUUGUUCCAUCCCUUCUCCCCUGGUGUGAGGCACCACACCUGGGCCACUGCCAGCCUCCUUGAAGGCCCCUGCUCCCACCCUGCCCCUGCUCUUAGAGGAAGCAGUUAACACAAAGCAGGUGGGGGGCUGCCCCCUCAGAGACUCUCCCAGUUCACCGAGGACACGGCCUGAGACCUGUAGUCUGUCCCCAUUAUCUCUGACCUCAACUCCCAUCACCCCCAGCUCCUCUAUUGCCACACCUCGCCUCCUCGCUGACCCUUGAACAUCUAGGCACUCACCCCGCCUCAGGGCCUACCAGACCCCAAAGGUUCUCCCUCCCUAGAGUAGGGCUAUUCUAAGAAGCAGCUGCCCAGUCCCCCUUGCGCUUGACAGGGGCCACGGCACAGCGCUGGUCAACAGAAUGGGAGCAGGUGGUAUGUUGCCCAAGGUGCAGGUUACCCCCAGCUGCCCUGUGCUCCAUCCGCCAUCCGUGAAAAAUGACCAGUAGGGCAUGGGGAAGGCCAAGCCACACGUGGAAGGAGACCGAUCCUUGAAUCACCACUCAGAGGCGCGGGCCCCCAGGAGCACCUGCGCUGCGCUGUUCCGGGAGCUGGCGCCGAGGGACCGUGCUGAUCUGUUACGGGCAGCUAGUAGGACACCAGCCACCACAGGCCUUUGCACUUGGUGCAGGAGCGCUGUCCCCUGUAUCCACACGGCUCGCUUCUACACCCUUCGGAUCUUUGUUCAAAUGACCUGUCCUGUAGAAUGUUAAAAGCCGAUGUUGCUUCAAUAAACAUUGUUGUAAAUGGCGU
Talpa occidentalis (Iberian mole) is the source of this 3623-nucleotide messenger RNA. It is a transcript of the gene MAP2K5, whose product is annotated as mitogen-activated protein kinase kinase 5. The coding region runs from base 433 to 1779 and encodes 448 amino acids. The transcript has 22 exons. Gene Ontology annotation, molecular function: protein binding; protein kinase activity; ATP binding. Lineage: Eukaryota; Metazoa; Chordata; Mammalia; Eulipotyphla; Talpidae. Gene Ontology annotation, biological process: protein phosphorylation. The record is from RefSeq and is a predicted model, not a curated record.